GAUCGCCGGCCAGACCCGAUCCACAUUUCGUAUCUGCUUCUCCUUCACUCCAUUCCCAUCCAGUUUCUGCAGUUCAACGAAUCGGUUCAGGAUCUAGGGCAUUGAGUGAUUUGGAUCACUUGGAAGGGUAAAACCCCAGGUUUUGAGAAGUAGAGCGUGGAUGCAGAGUUCCACUAGCUCGGCGGCGGCCCAACCGGAGGCAAUCUUGGAGUGGCUUCAGAAGGAGAUGGGAUAUCGGCCUUUAGGGCCAUACAAUGCGUCCGCAAAAUCAACGGCUAUGCCGACGGCAGAUUCUCUGAGGAAGAUAUGCCGCGGGAAUAUGAUCCCAGUGUGGAACUUUCUGUUGACUAGGGUGAAAUCCGAGAAGACGGUUGAGAAUAUCCGCCGGAAUAUUCUGGUUCAUGGUGGAGACGAUGGAUCUGUCAGUAGUAGUAGUAGUAGCGCUAAUGGUGAUUCCAAGAAGGUGGUGGAGAAGAGUAGAGGGAGGAGAAAGGAGAGGUCCGGGAUAGGGAAGAAGAGUUCAAGUUUGGGAUUAGCUUCUGCUGAGAAUAGUAAAGAGAUUGCUUUGCAGGAAAGAUAUUUGGCCCAGAAGGAGGUAGAAAGGCUUAGGCAAGCAGUGGGGCAGCAGAGGAAGGAGUUGAAAGCCCGGAUGCUGGAGGUCUCAAGAGAGGAGACUGAACGCAAGCGAGUGAUUGAUGAAAGGUGCAAUUACAGACACAAACAGGUGAUGCUUGAAGCUUAUGAUCAACAAUGCAAUGAAGCAGCAAAGAUUUUUGCAGAGUACCACAAGCGUCUCCUUGACUAUGUUAAUCAAGCAAAGGAUUCUCAGAGGUCAAAUGUCAAUUCGUCAGAUGAGAUGGUAUCUACUUUUCAGCAUAGCUACGAAAAAGAAUCUGGUUACUCAACAGAUAAAGGGAAAAAAGCAGCAGAUGGUGUAAUUCUUAUUGAAACAGCAUGGGAAAGAAAUAUUCGGAAAGCUUGUGAGUCUCUGGCAGUGCAUAUGGCAGAAAAGAUCUGCAUCUCUUUUCCAGCUUAUGAAGGAAAUGGAAUCCACUCCAGUCCUCACCUUGAGGUUGCAAAUUUGGGUAUUGAUGUGGAUGUACCUGAUGAAGUUAAGGAUGCCAUUAGAUGUUGCUUAAAAAACCCUCCUCAAUUUCUUUGUGCCAUCACUGCAUACUCUCAAAGACUAAAAAAUUUAAUUAGUGCGGAAAUAGAAAAAAUUGAUCCCAGAACUGAUGCAGAAAUGCUAAGAUACAAGUAUGAAAAUAACAGAGUUAUUGAUGCUUCAAGUCCUGAUAUAAAUUCACCAUUACAAUACCAGCUUUAUGGAAAUGGAAAGAUAGGAGGUGAUACCCCUUCAGGGGGUACAAAAAACCAACUACUUGAAAGACAGAAAGCACAUGUUCAGCAGUUUGUUGCUACUGAAGAUGCAUUGAACAAAGCUGCGGAAGCUAGAAAGGUUAUCCAAAAGCUUUUGCUGCGGCUGCAAGGAACAAGAGAUGCAAUGUCUUCACACACACUUGUUAUUGGGGGGACAUCACAGUCUAUGGGCAGUCUCAGGCAACUUGAGCUUGACGUUUGGGCAAAGGAAAGAGAAGCUGCUGGAUUGCAAGCUAGUGUGAAUACGUUGAUGUCUGAAAUUCAACGAUUAAAUAAAUUAUGUGCAGAGCGAAAGGAAGCUGAAGAUUCUCUGAGAAAGAAAUGGAAAAAGAUCGAAGAGUUUGAUGCUAGGAGAUCUGAACUUGAGUCCAUCUACAAUGCGUUGCUUAAGGCUAGCAUGGACGCUGCAUCAUAUUGGAGCCAACAGCCAGUGGUAACAAAAGAUUAUGCAGCUCGCACUGUUAUCCCUGCUUGCAGUAUUGUUGUGAACUUAUCAAGCAAGGCGAAGGAUCUUAUUGAGAAAGAAGUGUCUGCUUUCUCUCAAACUCCGGAUAAUACUCUAUACAUGCUUCCAUCAACACCCCAGGCACUCUUGGAGUGUUUUGGCAGCAAUGGUUCUACUGGACCAGAAGCUGUGGUUGCUGCUGCAAGGAAUGCUGCUAUUUUGACAGCCAAAGCCGGUGCAAGGGAUCCAUCUGCAAUUCCUUCUAUAUGUCGCAUAUCUGCUGCACUUCAGUCUACUGCAGGCUCAGAGGCUGCUCUAUCGUCAGUGUUAGAGUCUAUGGAAUUUUGCCUAAAACUUCGGGGCUCUGAGGCUUGCAUUCUUGAAGAUUUGGAGAAGGCAAUUACUUUGGUCCAUUCACAGCGGGAUCUCAUUGAAAGUACCCGUGCAUUGUUAGAUCAUGCUUACCGUGCACAGCAUGAAUAUGAAAGGACGACAAAUUACUCUCUAAACCUUGCUGCUGAACAAGACAAAACUAUCACUGAGAAAUGGUUACCUGAACUGAGGAAUGCAGUUAUUAACUCUCAGAAGUUCCUGGAGGACUGUAAAUAUGUUUCGGGAUUGUUGGAUGAAUGGUGGGAACAACCAGCAUCAACUGUUGUUGACUGGGUACUUGUUGAUGGACAAAAUGUUGGUGCUUGGAGUAAUCGUGUGAAACAACUUCUUGCAUUCUACGACAAGGAACUUCUGUGAAAGGUUGUAGUCUCACUACGUAAAAGUUGUUAACGUUAGUCGAAAUUGUGUUGCCGAGUGUAAAAUUGUGGAGCAUAUUGAUAACCUGCUCGAUAUGGUACGGUUUUGGUUAAAUUUAUGGAAGAUUAGUUAUUGUCAAUGAUUUGUUUUAGCUUACUUCUUCAAUGUAUAUAUGAAUUGUUAUUUUUGUUUCAUGAAGCUUUUAAUUCUAAACUAAAGUUCUUGAUUGUAU
Cuscuta campestris is the source of this 2807-nucleotide messenger RNA. The record is from the annotation of a GenBank genome assembly. NCBI's taxonomy places the organism in Eukaryota, Viridiplantae, Streptophyta, Magnoliopsida, Solanales, Convolvulaceae.